AUGGCGACACACGACGGGCAGCAGGACAACGGCCUUUAUUCUCGUGAAACCUCUGCGCGCAGGUCGCCGUCCCCUACAGGUCCCCAGCACCGUCGCGGCUAUCAGGCCUGCGACCCGUGUCGCAAACGCAAAGUCAAGUGUGACCUUGGGAGUGUCGAUAAUCCUCGUCCGCCGCCAUGUGUACGAUGUCGACGUGAGAGUAAGCGCUGCGAGUUCUCCGCCACGCGGCGCAAACGCAAGACUUCCGAUGUUGAAGGCAGUGCCGUUGACGAUGUUCUUCGUCGCGAUAAGCGUAUGAUGGUCGGAGAUGCCGCAGCGAAAAUUGAGGCUUCCCCAAGCGAAAGAUCAGCCUCUUAUCCCCAGGUUGAACCGUCCUUCGAUACGCCCAAUCUAUCGCAGCAAAAGUGGCUUAAUAAAUCCCCUUCCAACGGCCAUCUACCGGCACCGAGCAAUGGUAGCCAACAUUACACGGCAAAUCCGUCUACAUCUACAGCCCAGUUCUCCGAUGUCAGGAAUACAAGGCACCCGGCGUACUCUGCUGGGGACAGGACUUCCGUCUCGAGGUUUAGCCUUGAGGGCAACCAGCCCAUGAUGAACCGCACCGCCGUCGAGCUACUGUCGCCCGCGAUCAGCAACAGCCAUGACGCUUUACAUCUUCUGUCAGAAGCAGCAGGAAGGACAGAGGACCUCCGCUACGCUGCGACGCGCCAGUCGGCCUCCUCGUUCGCGUCACCCAUAUCGUCCAUGACGCAAGCGGGAACUCCAAGAAGCACGGGCGGAUCAUUUUCACGGCAACAUAGAUCGGGAACUGCGCAAACUGGAAACUAUUACCAGAGCAAUGCGCUCCUUUCUGGAGAGUCUCUCGCCGACAACCGAACGAGUUCUACCGGCCGUCCCUCAGACUCGGGCUAUCUAGAUGCUGUCAAGGCAUGGUCACGACUACGUUUCGUCCGUGCGGGUUGGCUCUCUGUUGAAGAGUCAAUGGCCUACGUUGCCUACUACUACGAGCAUCUCGCACCUCUAAGUCCAAUCGUUAUUCCUGAUUUCUCACACCCGUCGACACAUCGUACCCUACUUACUGACGAGCCGGUUCUGGCGGUGACUAUAUUGACCACUGCUUCAAGACAUAUGAAACCAAGCGGAGAUGGUGCGAACUCCCGUGCCUUCUACAUUCAUGAUCGCCUCUGGUCAUAUUUGCGCGGGAUGAUUGAGCGUCUGUUUUGGGGCCAGGAAAAGUUUGGCGGCAACGGCAUUGGGAUCAACAAACCUCGUUCCUUUGAUUUAGCUCCCUCCUCAGCGAAGGUUAAUCAUAAGGGUAAUCUGAGAUCUUUGGGCACGAUUGAAGCGUUAUUGAUACUUACGGACUGGCACCCGCGGAAUCUACAUUUUCCUCCUGGAGACGAUGAGAACGCAUUACUUGAUCUGGAUGCCCAGGCUGGCCGGUACGACAAAGAAUUAGAUAAUGACGGUGAGACCACAGCGCAGCGAAGCUCUAGUGGUGCGCCUGAGGGCAGACUGGCCUUCCAGACGUGGCUAGAGCCAGCCUGGCGGUCGGACCGGAUGUCAUGGAUGUUACUCAGUACUGCUCAAGCAUUAGCAUUCGAGCUCGGUGUGUUUGACCAAAAGAACGAUACCAAAUUAUCAGCAGAACCGCCAGCUGAGCAAACGCGAAAGCGUCGUCUCCGUCGACUUAUCCUUGUGUAUAUUACGCAGAGCAGUGGCCGUUUGGGCAUACCUUCUAUGCUCCCACUACCACAGUGGACCGAUGAUAUCCAGCCGACGCCACUAACCGGCGUGAAAGGCAAUGAGGUUGACAAAAUGCAUGAUUGUUGGCUUGGAAUAUCCAAGAUCAUGUAUCAAAGCAACCAGCUCCUGUUCGCAUCUAACGAACAGACUUCUGAUUUGAUAAGAAGCGGCCGUUACCGCGACCAGAUUGAUCGAUUCCAGCCUUUCCUCCGAGAAUGGCGACAGAACAUUGAUUCGACUGAGUUGCACCCUGCAAUGAGACAUAUAUUGAUGAUUGAAUAUGAAUACACACGUUUAUACGUCAACUCUUUAGCAUUGCAGGCUGUGGUCGAUCGGUGGACGACAAUGUCCAACGAGGCCGCUCAGGCUCAGAAUAAGCCGUCAGCAUCAAAUAACGCGUCGUUCCAUGUGCUAAUGGAAUUGUACCGCGUCAAUGAGCCUUUUAUUCAAGAAGUCGUUGAUGCGUCGCGAAGGAUUCUGACCACAGUGCUCGAGGGCUUGGUCCCAGGGGACCAUUUGAAACAUGCUCCUGUCCGGACGUGCUUUCGGAUUCUGUCUGGCAUGAUCUUCAUUCUUAAGACGUUCACCCUCGGUGCGAAAGAAGAUGACGUGCGUGUCUCCCUCGACCUUCAGGACCGCACCGUUGAAGCACUCCGAACAUGUGUUGUCGACGACAUCCACCUCAGCCACGCCAUCGCCCGCCUGCUGGAGCUCCUCACGACUAAUAUCCGCACACGCUUCCUCCGUUUCGCCCCCCUGGACCGCAGUGGUGACAACGACAGCACCAGCGCCGGCCAGGAUCGCGCCUCCGCCCCAACGUCUCGAGCCCACUCGCCUCGUUCACGAGAAGGCCCGCUUGGCCGUCGAGAUGGCCUGAACAACAGCCACACCUGGCCGUCUGCGCAAUCAACACAUAACAAUCAAAUAGGCGGCUAUGCAGACGCCCAUCCUCCAUCGUCGACACCCCUAACCUCGGUCCACGACCCUCUAGCUGGAAUUCCCGCCCAACCCAUCAACUCCUCCAACAUCAACGUCAAUUUUAUGCCACCCCCGCCAUCUGUCUAUUACAACUUCUACCAACCCCGCUCCCCGCCGCCCUCAGGCGAGAUGAACCCUUCCAAUCCAAAUUCUGGUUCAGCGUCUUCCAAUCUCCCCUCGCACUCGAUGAAUGAGCAGCCAGGUGUCUCGGAUUGGUUCGCCCUUCCGCUAGACCAGUUCUUCAACUCCUCGACUGCGGUCGUGGAUCAAGGGCUUGGUGGGACAGGCCCGAUGGUGGGUGAGUUCGAUAUGCUGGAGGUUUUGCUCAAUGAGCAAUAUGAUGGCGGCACUAGUGGGGAUGGUACUGGGUUGGAUUCGGCGGGCGGUGGCCUGCCAUCGCAGUUUAUACAGCCUUAG
Aspergillus nidulans FGSC A4 is the source of this 3141-nucleotide messenger RNA. Its product is annotated as Zn(II)2Cys6 transcription factor domain-containing protein. Gene Ontology annotation, cellular component: nucleus. Gene Ontology annotation, biological process: DNA-templated transcription; regulation of DNA-templated transcription. The record is from RefSeq and is a predicted model, not a curated record. The transcript is spliced from 6 exons. The coding region runs from base 1 to 3141 and encodes 1046 amino acids. NCBI's taxonomy places the organism in Eukaryota, Fungi, Ascomycota, Eurotiomycetes, Eurotiales, Aspergillaceae. Gene Ontology annotation, molecular function: DNA binding; DNA-binding transcription factor activity, RNA polymerase II-specific; zinc ion binding.